UAAAUAUUUGGUUGGAAUUAUUUUUCGAUUGGGAAUUGAUUGGUUUGUUUUUUUUUCUUUUGCUUAUUCCUUUUAUAAAUGGCCACUACUUCGACUACAAAUACUACAGCAACAGGAACAGGAGCAACAGUAACAAAUGGUGAUAAAAAAGAUAAUGAAAUUGAUAUUGAUCCAAAAUCAAAAGCUGUAUUUUUAAAAAAAGGUUAUGAAAUUCUUUAUAAAAUUGGUAGCGGUGCAUUUGGACAGGUAUAUAUGGCACGUAAUUUUAAAAAUGAAAUGGAUUGUGCUGUGAAAGUAUUAGAUUUAGGUUCAAUGUCGAAAAAAGUAUGUGAAAAAUUUUUACCACGUGAAUUAUCGGCUUUGAUGGAAGUAAAACAUCCAUAUGCAAUACGUGUUUAUGAUAUAAUCCGUUCGAAUCAUCGUAUCUAUAUAUUUAUGGAAUAUGCUGGUAAUGGUGAUCUAACAUCAUAUGUUAAAAAAAAUAAAUGCUUAAAAGAACCAUUAGCUUGUUUAUGGUUUACACAAGUAUCGGAAGCUGUUAAUUAUUUACAUACUGAAAUACAUAUGGCACAUCGUGAUAUCAAAUUAGAUAAUAUUUUAUUGGAUAAAAAUUUUAAUUGUAAAUUAACUGAUUUUGGUUUUGUUAAUUUAAUUAUGGAUGAAACCGAUAUUAAUGAUGUUGUUAGUCAAACAUUUUGUGGUACAUUACCAUAUUAUUCACCACAAUUAGCAUCAAAAAAACCAUAUAAUCCAUUUAAGGCUGAUGUUUGGGCAAUGGGCAUUGUAUUAUAUGCAAUGUUACAUAAUCGUUUUCCAUAUCAUUUUAAAGAUGUUAAAAAAAUGGUUAAAGAACAAUUAGAUUAUCCCGGUUUUAUUAGAUCACGUUUUUCAUCAGAAUUAUCAAGACCAGCACAGGAUCUGUUUUUAUUAAUAUUUCAUCCAAAUGAUUCUAUUCGAAUAUCGAUGACCGAAGUAUUAGCACAAGAAUGGGUAUCAAAAAAAGGAAAAUGUGAAUGUGAUUGAUGAAUGAAUGAAUGACAUUUACACAUCAAUUUUCGUCUAUCUGCUUCAACAAAACACACCUUGCAUUUUUUUCAAAAUUUUUUUGAUUUUUGAUUUUUUGAACCAAUUUU
Dermatophagoides pteronyssinus (European house dust mite) is the source of this 1133-nucleotide messenger RNA. RefSeq names its product testis-specific serine/threonine-protein kinase 3-like. Gene Ontology annotation, molecular function: ATP binding; tau-protein kinase activity. Lineage: Eukaryota; Metazoa; Arthropoda; Arachnida; Sarcoptiformes; Pyroglyphidae. Gene Ontology annotation, biological process: microtubule cytoskeleton organization; protein phosphorylation; intracellular signal transduction. Gene Ontology annotation, cellular component: cytoplasm. The record is from RefSeq and is a predicted model, not a curated record.